CGUCGCUGGUCGGGGUCCACACGAGCUGGAAUCCAAGUGUGACGUCACUUUCCGCGAAUCCCCUUCCUUGAACGACGAGAGCGAAAGAAAGGAGCACAAAAAAAACCCAAACAAAAACACACAUUGAACCGUUUGAUCGCCGAGGACUUUUAUUUGAAGAACAAAGCGACGUCGUACUGAGUGCUUGAUUCCAGGAUGUCUCUGUACCCAUCCCUGGAGGACCUAAAGGUGGACAAGGUGAUCAAGGCCCAGGCCCAGUUUGCCCACACCACCACCACCACCAGCACCAGCACCACCAUGCCAGCCAUCAGUGAGGUGGGCCACCAGCUGCAGCAGCCUGCCACUGCCGGGAUGCCAUCAUCCAGCUUGUACCCUAACCUGGAGGAGCUGGGAGAGUACAUGGGUCUGAGUCUCAACAGUGACGAGGUGCAGAACAACUUGGCCUUGCUGCCUGUGGCCAACAACCAGGUGGCGGUGCCCUCCUAUUCGGGCGUGGCCGGGAUGGUGUGUCCCGUGACGGGCUCUGACAUGGGCAUCAGGAGGGCGGAGGUCCGCCAAGGGCUGCGGGAGAUCAUCCUGUGCAAGGACCAGGACGGCAAAGUUGGACUACGCCUCAGGGCCAUCGACAACGGAGUGUUUGUCCAGCUGGUGCAGGCCAACUCCCCCGCUGCCUUGGCCGGCCUACGUUUUGGGGACCAGGUCCUUCAGAUCAACGGCCACAACUGCGCCGGCUGGAGCGUGGAUAAGGCCCACAAGGCCCUGAAGGCUGCGGCCGACACCCGCAUUGACAUGGUGGUCAGGGACAGGCCAUUCCAGCGCACUAUCACCAUGCACAAAGACAGUUCAGGCCACGUGGGUUUCAUCUACAAGUCUGGGAAAAUCACAUCGCUGGUCAAGGACGGCUCUGCGGCUCGCAAUGGCCUACUGACGGAACACUACAUCUGUGAGAUUAACGGGCAGAAUGUUAUCGGACUCAAGGAUUCCCAGAUUAAGGACAUUCUCAGCUCCUCCCCGACCGCCAUGACCAUCACCAUCAUGCCCAAGUUCAUCUACGAGCACAUGAUCAAGAGGAUGUCCAGCAGCCUGCUGAAGUCGGCCAUGGAUCAUUCCAUCCCAGAGGUGUGAAGGUCAGGCAGGACAAAGAGGACACCGACAUCUCUUUUAUCUUUCUUUCUUUCCUCGCCUUCACGUGUGUCUUUGAUGACACGCUCAUCUCACAAUGCCUUGAUCGUCUUUUCUCUCUCUCCUCCUAUUUUCAUUCUACUUGGAGAUUAAGGUCGGUCCAAGAUGUCUUUUGUUUUUUUUUUCAAACCAUGCAAAGUCCAGAGCUUCCUCUGCGUUGGUUUCUUUUUGUUUUUCUUUUCCGCUCCAAGAUGCUGGAAACAAGCCUGAGCCCCCCCAACCCAACAUGAAAUGCAAAAAGCAAGUCAUGCAUUGAAAUGUCAAACCAUUCUUUCAUGAAGUAAUGAAAUAUCAUGCUGAAUACUGCUUGUUGGUUUUAAUAUCUCCAAAAUAUUCAAUCAUUUCUAAAAAAAAAACAAACCAAAAAAAGCACAGAUUUAUUUUUGUAAUAUUCCACCAAAUUUUUUUUCUCUUGGAAUUAUAUGCCCCCCCCCCAAAAAAAAAAUUCCAAUUUAUUUCCAAUUAUGAGAUAAAGUCAUAAAUUUGACAUUAAAAGUCCAAAUUGUGAGACACAAACGGCGCAUGUGCCAAGUGCAUAAUUUUGAUUUAUCUCAGAAUUAUGACUUUUAUCUCAUAAUUUGGAUUUUUUAUGUCAGAAUUUGGACAUUUUAUCUCAUAAUUGGGAAUUUUUAUUUUAUAAUUUGGACUUUUGGACCUUUUAGCUCACAAUUUCGACUAAUCUCUAUAUAUGGAUUUUUUAAUCCCAUAAUUUGGACCAUUUCUCUCACAAUUUCGACUUUUAUCUCAUAAUUUGGAUUAUUUAUGCCAUAAUUUGGACAUUUUUUUUAUAAUUUGGACCUUUAUCUCAUAAUUUGGAUUUUUUUUAAGUCAUAUUUUGGACCUUUUAUCUCAUAAUUUGGACUUUUGAUCUUAUAAUUUGGACUUUUUAUCUCAUAAUUUGGACCUUUAUUUCAUAAUUUUGACUUUUUAUUUAAUAAUUUAGACAUAAUUAUGGCUUUCCUAUCUCAUAAUUCUGACUCUGUAUUUUAUCAUUUCAACUUUUUAUCUCAUAAUUUCGACUUCGGUCACAAAUUGGACUUUUUAUCGUGCAUUUUUCACGAGUGAUUUGUGUGAGAUGAACUGUUGGCAUUUAGGAACGCUAGAAAGGUAGUGCGUGUUUAUUGCUUCCCUGCUGAAGAUGAUUUUUUUAUUAUUAUUUGGGCCAAAAUGACAUCAAGAUGAAAUGAAAAGUCUUCCAUUCAAAUGUCAAAUCAUUCUUUCAUGAAGUAAUAUUUUAUCAUGCUAAAUAGUACUUUUUCUUUCUAAUAUUUCCAAUAAAUUCAAUAAUGUUAGUUUUUUUUUUUUAAGAUUUAUUUUUGUGGUAUUCCACCUUUUUUUUCUUUACUCUUGAAAUUCUACCAUGUUUUUCUCCACCCACAAAAAAAAUCCAACUUAUUUCCAAUAAUGAAAGCUAUGAAAGCCUGGAAAAAAUAGGACCGAUAACUCAUUUUAUUUGUUUUUUUCUAGUAUUACCACUUCAGUGUUGCAGUGUCCAAAAAAGUCCACACUAUUUUUCCAAAAUGUGAAUUUUUUUCUGAUAUUAGAACAUCGUUGUUAUUAUUUUUAACCUUUAUUCUUGGAAUAUGAUUUUAUUGAUCAUAUGAUCAAUUCCAUUUCAUUCCUAUUGAUUUCUUGGCAUUGGAAAAAAUGACUUUUCGGUGCCACUCUUUUUUUAUGUACAAGAAAUGAAAAAGGUGAACUACAUAAAUAAUAGUUUAAAAAAUGCUGUGAUUACGUGUGAGUAUAAUAAUGAAUGAAUUAGAUUGGCUGUUUAGGGCUGGAGGGGUACAGGCUAGUUUUAGUUGUAGUAUUUAUUAGGAGACUAUGACUAAGUGCACUUUCCAUCACCUUUACCUGUCCUUGAAAUAAUUGUACGUGUGGUGCCUCCUGUCUAAAUGCAGCUAUCUUCUCAAAGCUGCUCCAAUUCAACAUCAUAUCAACCCCCCGCGACCCCGCGCUGGCCUUUUGCUUCCUCAAUGAAGAGCACAGCGACAGCAGCUUUUUCUUUUUUGUAACAAUGUACCCACUGGCUGCUGAUCAGGGAAGCACGUUGCCGCCACUGAUAGAAAAAAAAAAUAUCCCAAUGCCAAGUCUUCAUUACCACAUAAAAUGCCAGUUAUGACACAAAAAGUCCACAUUAUGAGAUAAAAAGUCAGAAUUAUGGGAUUAAAAAUCCAAAUUAUGAGAUAAAAAGUCAUAAUUAUGAGAUUCAAAGUCCAGAUUAUGAGAUAAAGUCAUAAUUUAGAGAUUAAAAAAAUCCAAAUUAUGAGCUAAUAAAUAAUAAUUAUGAGAUAAAUAGUCAUAGUUAUGAGAUUAAGUCCAAAUUAUGAGAUAAAAAGUCAUAAUUAUGUGAUUAAAAGUCCAGGUUAUGAGCUAAAAGGUAAUAAUUAUGAUAGAAAGUCAUAAUUAUUAGCUAAAUAGUUAUAAUUAUGAGAUUAAAAAAAUUGAAAUUAUGAGAUAAAAACGCAAAAGUACAACAUAAAUUGUAAUUAUGAAAUGAAAAAGUCCAAAUUGUGAGAUACAAACUGCGCAUGUGCCAAGUGCAUAAUUUCAACCUUUUAUCUCAUAAUUGUGACCUUCUAUCUCAUUAUUUCAUUUUUUAAUCUCGUAAUUUCGAUUUUUGAUGUCAUAAUUCUGAUUUUUUUAGCUCACAAUCAUGCCUUUUUAUUUCCUCAAUAUGACUUUUGUUUUAUAAUUUUGACUUUUUAUCGCAUAAAUGUGACUUUUUAUUUCAUAAUUUAGAGUUUUUAUCUCAUACAGUAGUUGUGACCUUUUAUGUCAUAAUUUUGCCUUUUUAAUCGCACAAUUUCGCCCUUUUAUCUCAGAAUUCUGAAUUUUGAUGUCAUAAAGAUCCUAUCUCCUAAUUGUGACUUUUUAUUCCCAAAGUAGGACUUUUUUUGUGUCUGAUAAUUGUGACUUGCCACAGAGAUACGAGUUUUCUCCGAGCGGCGGGAAAGGGGCUCCCAUCCCACAUGUGAUGUCUGCAUGCAUGCGUUCCUCCAUAAAAAGUCAUUUCUAUAUGAAUGUAAUCAAGAUGGUUGUAUUGUCAAAGAAAUAAAGGUCAAUCAUUAGCA
Molecule: messenger RNA, 4256 nt
Organism: Dunckerocampus dactyliophorus (ringed pipefish)
Lineage: Eukaryota; Metazoa; Chordata; Actinopteri; Syngnathiformes; Syngnathidae
Gene: sdcbp2
Product: syndecan binding protein (syntenin) 2
Exons: 9
Coding region: 196-1125 (309 amino acids)
Cellular component (GO): cytoplasm; plasma membrane
Molecular function (GO): protein binding
Source: RefSeq, a predicted model, not a curated record